AUGUCUCCCACCCCUCUCCACACCCGAGACACCAACUCCUCCAUCUUCCAGAACCCGGGCGAAAAACGCGGUUUCAUCGUCGUCAUCAUCCUCUCCGUCCUCGCUACCGUCGGCAUGUUCUGUCUCAUCAUCACGCUCGUCAUCUGCAAGAACAAGCGCGAUCGGAAGAAGAGAGCGGCCAAGAUGGACGCGGAGAAGAGUUUGAAUUUUCUGCCGGGCAGGAAGGGGCGGUAUCGCAAGUUGGAGGAUGAGGAUGAGGGCGAGGUGUGGAGUGUGGAGAUGGAUGAUCGGAGGCCGACGGCUUAUCAGGGGAGGUAUAGUGAGUUUCAAGUCAUAUUCCGCUCCCUCAUCCACAUCCACUUUUAUCGCCAGAACCCGGACGACCCGCCUGUCCUACCAGCACCGCCAUCUACAAACCCGAUAUCCUGGUUACACAUCUCAGUCAUGCCUCCCCGUUCUCAGGAAGAUGACCGCAUCCAACGCUUAGAGGAAGAUCUUGAAUGGCUGUCGCUCGUAUCCACCUUGACCACAGAGCGGCAAAGGGAAGACGAUGAACCCAAGGAAGUCAAUGUCGAUGAAUCCGUUGGAGCGGAAAGCGACCAGAGACAAACCAAAAGAUAA
Alternaria conjuncta is the source of this 621-nucleotide messenger RNA. RefSeq lists its product as uncharacterized. Bases 1 to 621 code for a protein of 206 amino acids. Lineage: Eukaryota; Fungi; Ascomycota; Dothideomycetes; Pleosporales; Pleosporaceae. The record is from RefSeq and is a predicted model, not a curated record. The transcript is spliced from 3 exons.